AUGACAGAGAUCAACACUAAUCUAUUAUCAAUACUGGAGAGUACUCAAGCUGAGUGUAAGGCCUACACUGAUAAACAAGUGUCAGACGUACGGUCUGAACUCAAGUCUGAUCUAGCUAGUUUUUCUGAUCGCUUGUGCUCAGUAGAGGGUCAAUCUGCCCGGUUAGCUGCUCUCGAAAUCGCUUUUGAAAAAAUAAAAGUCCCCACUACAAAUUCUUUUUCUAAUCCCCCUGUAACCACUCAAUCUCUGCUCGGGAUAGAUAGUCCUAAAAAAACAAGAUACUCUUUCGGCCCUCAAAUUCCUUCUUCUACUUUCAUUGCCCCACCCAAACCAGUCUCCACCAAUUUUCAACCCGCUCUUUCUCAUAAUCAACACGNAAUCAACUACCCCCCCUUUUAAAUCAAGAUAACGUUCAUAAUUCUCAACUUUAUUCUUCUAACAAUAGUUCUAUUUUCUCUCAAGAAAAAUACUCUGAUGUGAUCCCUGAAUUUAAUGGUAACCUCACCCCUACUCAUCCUGAAGCUUUUCUUGUCGAGAUCAAUGACUAUUUCCAGUUUCAAAAUAUCCCAGACUCUCUUAAAAUUAACAUGGUCCGAAGACGGAUGACUGGUGAUGCCAAACAAUGGUUCCAUGCCCUCACUCCUCCUCCUACCACUUUCCAUGAUUUCACCGUACUUUUCCGUCAACAUUUCUGGUCAUACAAUAAACAAUUAAUGACCCGUAAUGAACUCUCUCGUCCUUACUCUCAUCGCGAUACGUCCUCUCUUCAAAAACAUGCAAUAGAAUGGAUCAAUAAAGCCAAAUACCUUAAUCCCCCCAUGGAAAACGAAACCCUAAUUUUUCAAAUUCUCUCUCACUUCCCAGAAACAGUAGCUAGUCCUUUAAGAAUUCUCCGUAUCAAAACCCUUAAUGAACUCAUUGACCACCUUUCAUAUGCUGAGCAUUCUUACCGUCCUAACAAUAAUUCUUCCAAUAAUCCCUCAAAUUCAUAUGACCACUCUCAAAGUAAUCGACCUAAUAACACUAAUAAUAACUCCUCCAACCGUAAUAAUAAUUAUCAAGACAGAUAUCAAGGACGUCCCCCUUAUAGUAAUGACCGCCGCAACAAUCCUCCUGGUAAUCUUACAUCAAAUACUCCCAACACUUCUAGUACUUCUAAUACCUCUCAAAACCCUCCUACGGGAAACGCCCAAUGACCAGUCUUGUGAGGAAUCGAAGACCAGGUAAAGGGUUGUAAGCUCAAUGUCCAUUUCCCAACAUUCCUCAAUUAAACAUUCUCUCUCAUCCGUUAAGUCCCGAACAAAAUCAUCCGUUAAGUCCCGAACAAAAAAUUGCACCAUUACUUAGUUUUCGCCCCAAAAUCGACAUCUCCAUAUUUAAUAACUCCUAUACUGUCCUUCUUGAUUCUGGUGCUUCUGUCUCUGCUAUAUCUGAAACACUUUACAAUAUUUUAAAAAAUGAUCCCUCUAAAUUUGAUAUUCCCUAUUUCCCUCUUUCUACUAUAUUCUUAAAAACUGGAAUCUCAAAUCGGUCUGUCAAAAUUAAUUCCCAAAUCUACUUACAAUUUAAUAUUAACAACUUUAAAACGCACGCAAUUUUCUUAAUAGUUCCCUAUCUAUCCACUCCGUUUAUUUUAGGUACUGACUGGUUGCUUGAAAACGAUAUUUCCCUUAAUUAUAAAAUCCGUAAAGUUAUUUUACCUCCUCCCAAUGCUUCGGUUCCUUUUAAAAUUAUUUCUGUUAACAGUAGUAAUGAUCUAAUAUACUCCCUGAAACAUGUUGAACUAGAAGACCUCUGUUUAAAUUCUGUAGUCAAUGAACCCCGUGAAAGCUUGUUUCCUUUCCCUCUAACAAAAAAUGUUGCUCUUAAUGAUAUUCCUCUUGAUGAACAACAACAACAGUUAUUAGAAUCGCUAAUUAAUAAGUAUGAUCACAUUUUUCAGGAUCGUCCAGGGUUACAUAAUUCUUUUUCAUAUAAGUUCAAUGUUCGUGAACAUCAGCCUUACAAAUUAAAACCCUACCCUGUUCCGUUUUCUCGNCGCGAACGGAGGAGCCGUGCGACAACAACGACAACAGCAACAACAACAGUAAUAUCAGUCAGAAUAAACAAAAACCCCUUACAAUUUACCGAAUUUAUAAUAUUUUUGUUUUUUUUUUAUUUUUUUAUUUUAUCUCAGCACUUUUCCUACUUUUGUUUUCCCCCUCUAGUCCAUUUCUAGACCGUUCUAAAACUCACGUUACAAAAUUAUAAUAAAUAUAAAAUCAUUGAUGGACCGAGCUCUCUCUCUCUUUUUUUUUUCUCCCUUAUUUAAAACUAAAACAUGACCAACAAAANACUGCCCUUCUUGAUUCUGGUGCUUCUGUCUCUGCUAUAUCUGAAACACUUUACAAUAUUUUAAAAAAUGAUCCCUCUAAAUUUGAUAUUCCCUCUUUCCCUCUUUCUAGUAUAUUCUUAAAAACUGAAACAUGACCAACAAAAACCUACUGGUUCAGCCAACGCAACUUUGUUGUGUUUGGUCCGGCUUUUAGGUCACUGUUGAGUGUUCCCACUCAACAGUGGGUAAUGAGUAAGCCAACCGAGGUGGAAGCGGAAACCUUACAAACUGUAGAGUUUUUCCAAUUAUUUUGA
Molecule: messenger RNA, 2628 nt
Organism: Cinara cedri
Lineage: Eukaryota; Metazoa; Arthropoda; Insecta; Hemiptera; Aphididae
Source: the annotation of a GenBank genome assembly